This is a messenger RNA of Nylanderia fulva, 3495 nucleotides long. RefSeq lists its product as uncharacterized. The record is from RefSeq and is a predicted model, not a curated record. NCBI's taxonomy places the organism in Eukaryota, Metazoa, Arthropoda, Insecta, Hymenoptera, Formicidae.
AAGAGGGAAGACUAGAGGGGGAGGAGAGGGAAGAAAAAAAGGAGUCAUCGUAGUAACACCGGCGCGUCUCCUCUCCUGGCUUCGUGGUUGUCUCGGAAUUAGUGAGUAGACAGAAUUAUGUCUGUGAGCUGGCCAGUACCACGGCUCAGUUGAGACUUACUGCUCAGAGCGUGCACACGCAUACUAUACGAAUCCUUCCUACUUACGCACCUCUCGCGCCUUUCUCGUGCGAUUAGAACUUAGUUCGCGGCAGACCAAUCACGGUCCAGUUCGCUAACGCGCCUCCGUACAAAACGGUUUCCUCUUCUACCUCUUCUUCUUCUUCACGUGCUGCUGGACGUGUUGCGGUGUUCGGAGAAGCGCCGUGGCUAAGUGACGAGCUGGUCACACGCGACUGUGACGUCCCGAGAUCCCGAAGAAAUUUCGACAAAGUUCGGAGAACCAGAGGAGAGACACCCUUUUAGAACCACGACGAUUCUCUCGUCUUGUCGUCUUGCUUCGUGAUUCCGCGAGGUGAGCGAAAUUGAAAUCGGAAACAGAGACUAUAAUCACGCGCGCGAUAUUAUCUGUCAACGAGCUCUAAGGAUUUAACUGCGAGAAGGUUCACGAGUAAUUCUCUCGAAGAGAACAAAGUUUUUUUUUCAAAAAUUCGGAGAUUACUUAUAGACUCUGCUUGCCGAGCAAUCUUCCGUGAAAUUUUCGAGAUUCGACACUUUUUGUGAAUUAUUCGCCCGCAUUAUUUUUUUGCAUUAAUUUUUGACAAAUUAUUUUAUAAUCGAAUACCGUUCGAGGGCAGGUCGACUGCAUUAACCUCUUUGAACAAUUUUUUAAUUAUUCGCGACAAUGGGCGUUAAAACCAUCGUGCUUAUUUUAUUGGUGUCCAUCGUGACCGAUAUACGGUCCCAUCAUCAUCACCAUCAUCAUCAUCAUGAAUUAUAUCCGGUGCACAAAAAAGAAAAUAGUCACGUCGAUUUGGCCGAAAGAGAAUCCAAUUUUAAGAAUGAGGAAACGACGGACACUUUGCUGUCGGAAUCAUUGAAGAAAAGUGCGAAACACGUAGAGGCCUUCGACAGAAAAGGAUCCUUUAGUGCACGGAGAGUUGAAAAGAUGCUGGAAAAGGCGAUCUUACAGAUAAUCACAGGUGAUCUCAGCACUGCUAAUAUGCUGCUGCUGAAGAGUCUUAAUUAUACACCCGAGGAAGUGCUGGCAAUUCGCGAGCGUGAACUCGAUAAACGAAAGGAUGAGGAAUUGAAGAAAGCAGAGUCCGACGAGAGUCUUUACGAAAACAGAGCGAAGCAUUCGAACUACGCUUUCACGGAAAUUGAUUCGUCCUCUCGUUACGAUCCCGACGUCGUCGACGGGUCCAAGAACGACAGAAAGAAGGAUCGAUACGAGGAGAGAGAACCAGCCAAAAACUUUGAUUUUGAAGCUUACAAUCGUCAGGCGGUGGUCGAUUACGAGAACUUGGCCACCAAACUCGAGCUGCAGCAGCAGUCGUUGUCCGAGCCUGCAAACCUUGAUUACGAGAACGAGUCGAAAAACACCGAAGAGCAGGACUCCUCGUCGCAGAAUCUUCAUCGGAGCUUUGACCGUGCCAUGGAGCCCCAUGUGAUCUUCAAGAUACCCUACGACGAUUCCGAGUUCGAUUCCAGCUCCGGCUCCGACGAGAGAUUGAGAUUCGUGGACAGAGAUGCCUUCGCCUCGUCCAAGGAUUCCAAGCAUCGCACUCCUUCGACCUUGAGGCACACGACCGCCCGGAACGUUGCUAAUUCCUUUCACGCUUCGUCAUUGUCUACUACUUCUUCUUCGCCUACUUCUUCUGCGGCUACUGGACAUACUCCACUUCCCAUAGUGCAUCAGCUGGGGAACCUGAAAGACGUAAGGUCGAAUUAUAUCAGGGAUCAAACUGUCUUGAACACGACGGAGUCUCCGGAGUCUACCAUCACGAGCGAUAUCAUUGCAAAUGAUACGUCUAACGCGACCGCGAUUGAUACCUCGACGACGGAUUUCUUCAACGACUCGUUUGCCAAGAACGCGGACAACGAUACGGAUAAUCGAAAAAUCAGCGAGUACGAGGGGCUGGAAUGGAUUGGAGAGGAUGUCUACAGAGUGUUACCGGAUUUCGCGGACUCGCUGGGCUACGCCGACGAGAACGAGACGUCAGAUGACGACAAGCAGAUGAAUAUCUUACCUGGGGGAAAUGAGAAUGAUACUCUGGAGUAUUGGAACGACGCCCCGGAUCAGACGAAGCAAUUCCUGGCCAAUAUCAAUGCAUCGUCCAUUGAGAGCACAUCUUCGGUCAAUCUUUCUGCCUAUCAACAACUAGUGCGCGCUCAUCGUCGAGAAGAAAACGUAACUUCAAGCUUCGGCAGUCAGAGUCAGAAGGCGUUGGAAGAUAUUAAGACGCUAAUCCUCGAAAUAACUGGGAGACGCAACAAUAAGAGCUACAAUAAUAGCACCAGCACCAAUCAGGUUCAACGCGAGAAGCUCACCAUGUUUUCGCCUACUUGCCAGAUACCUCGAAACACGGAUCUCGAAACUUGGACGGAUCCGUUUGCGAUGAACAUGCAUUUCCAAUUGAAUCUGACUUCCGGCGAUCAUGUUGUCGCGGCGAAAUUGCGAAUUUAUAAGUUGCCGCAGGAAAAUCUCACGACUUUCGCGAACGGAAGUUUUGACGAGGAAGAGGAUGACGAGAAGAAAAUCAGGAUAUCCGUUUACUAUUACACGAAGUCGCUGAAAAGGCAUAGAUCGAAGAAACGCUUGAUGGACUCCAUCGUGACGCCGCUGACGACCUACGGCAAACAGCUAGUGCUGGAUGUCAGGCAAGGCCUGAGAUUCUGGCGAAUGGUCCCGCGAAGUUCUCCACACGGCAAUGGUAACAAUCACGGUUUGGUGAUUCAGAUAGAGGACCAAGACGGCCGGGCGCUGAAACCGGCUCUCUAUAUCCAGCAGCCGUCCUGCGCGGACCACGAUUCGGAUCAGAAGGCAUCCCAGCUCAAACCUGCACUUUUCGUCCGAGCUUGUGCUCGUUACAGUCACAUCGUAAACGGCGAGGAAGUCACAUACGUAAAUUGUAAGCAUUAAAAUAGAAAUGACAAAAAUUCAAUCAACGAAACGAGGGAAUCUGUUUCGAAAGAAGCCGACUUAAAUUAUAUUGUGAUUGUCGUCGUCUCGAAAUGUUUGUAUAGGCAAAUAAAGAGACGUGCAAUUUUUAUUGUAUAAAUAUAAGAUAUUUUGAUGAUUAGGGAGGUAUGACACCAACCUCGGGGUGAUAUCUAUUCUUCUUUCCUAGUUUUUCGCAUAUUUUGCAUGGUUUCUUCUUUUCUUGUUUCUCCUUUGGAUUCAUAGAUGUAUUUCUCUUCUUAUCAGACGCAUUAUUUUUCACUAAGUGUUCCAAACUUCUGAUUUCAUUGAACAGAUCUUUCGUUUCCUUGAUUGUUUCUUUACAUAAAUUAAAAAUCGCGCGCGCACAAAAAAAUGUCUAUCCAAACAUAU